UCAAAUAUGGACGCUGUCUGCUGUGUCAUUUUAUAAAUACUUUUUUUAUUGUUAUUAUUUUGUAGCAGAUAGACUCUUUUAUUUAUGGAAAACAUGCCGUUCCCCAAAGAAACUGUCUGAGCUGUCAUCAACUCCAGCGAUGCCUUCAAGUUUGCGGAGGCUGUGCUACUACUACAUGGCCCUCAUCAAGUACAGACCCCAUCAUUGGACUGUGCUCUCUCAGAGCAAAACUUUGCACUUCACUGCCUGUGGACUGCAAUGUUCAACCCCUGAGUCUCUGUCCACCUUCAAUAGUGUGGACCAGACACAGACUGUCUCAGAUCCAGCAGACCAGGGUCCUCCAUUUCCCCCCACCUGCUGUUGCAUGAGCGGCUGUCAUAACUGUGUGUGGAUCGAACAUGCAGAAAAGCUGUUGAAAUAUUACAGUGAUGGUGGAGACAGAGCUCUGGAAGCAAUUGAGGAGAACGUUCUCGAUGACAACCUGAAGACUUAUCUUAAAAUGGAGAUCAAACUGAUGAAGAAGUCAUGAUGAUGGUGGUGAUAGAUUUAGGCCCUGAAUUUUGAAUCAGUGUUUUGUAGCAGCAAACAAGAUAUUUGCACAACUAGAACAGGAGUGAAUUUUUGUAGGUGAAACUCUCAAAGCCUGUGAAAAUUAGGUCUGGGUCAUAUUUCACUUCAAAAUCAAAAAAGAAAGAUUAUGUUUUGCCUAAAGAAAAAUCAGCCUAUUUUUUAGGACUUUUUUAGAUUUUUUGCAUUGUGACAUUAUUUUUAUAACAGUCGCACAUUGACUCAAAUUCUUAAAACCACAAUGC
Molecule: messenger RNA, 812 nt
Organism: Xyrauchen texanus (razorback sucker)
Lineage: Eukaryota; Metazoa; Chordata; Actinopteri; Cypriniformes; Catostomidae
Product: oxidoreductase-like domain-containing protein 1
Exons: 2
Coding region: 140-529 (129 amino acids)
Cellular component (GO): mitochondrion
Source: RefSeq, a predicted model, not a curated record